AUUGCUCUGCCAGCUCAGCUGACAGCAGCGAGGCGGUCAGAUGAUCAUGGCAGACUCUGGAAGUAGCGAAGAAGUAGCCGUGAUUGGCAACACCGACAUUACUUCAACGGAGUCAGAGAACAACAUCAUAAACACGAUGGUGGAGAGAGGAACAUCUCUGCUAAAGAAAAUGGAGAUAAAUGUGGCCGAGGCUGAAAAGAGAACAGGGAAGAACACCGUCAAUAUGCAGGAAACCUACACAGUCUACCUCAUAGAAAUACGACCAGCUGAAUCUGUCACAGAAGGAGGUACACCAGCUGCACCUGACACUCUGUGGAGACGCUACAGUGAGUUUGAGCUGCUCAGAACUUACCUCCUGGUCACUUACCCCUUUAUUAUUAUCCCCCCACUGCCAGAGAAAAGGGCUGAAUUUGUGUGGCACAAGCUUUCAGCCGACAACCUGGACCCAGACUUUGUCGAGCGGCGCAGAGUUGGUCUGGAAAACUUCCUGCUGCGUGUUGCAUCACAUCAUGUUCUCUCCAAUGACAAAAUUUUCUUCCUUUUUCUCACGGAGGAAAAAGGAUGGAGGGAGGCGGUUUUGGAUACUGGUUUCCAAGAUAAGGUGGACUCCAGACUCAAGUCAGUGAGUGCUAUGCUGAGAGUCAAAAACCCAGACAAGCGAUUCACAGCACUCAAACAGUACAGUGACGAGUUGAACACGGUUGUUUCUCAGCUACUCAGGGUUAGAGCGCGUGUUGCAGACAGACUGUAUGGUGUUUACAAGGUCCAUGGGAACUACGGCAGAGUUUUCAGUGAGUGGAGUGCUAUUGAAAGAGAGAUGGGAGAUGGGCUGCAGAGUGCAGGCCAUCACAUGGACACGUAUGCUGCUUCAAUCGAUGACAUUCUGGAAGAAGAGGAGCACUAUGCGGACCAGCUGAAAGAAUAUCUCUUUUACACUGAUGCAGUCAGGUCAGUCUGUAAGAAACACGAGUUGAUGCAGUAUGAGCUGGAGAUGGCAUCUCAGGACCUUGCUUACAAGAAACAGCAGAAGGAGGAGCUGGUGACUGGGACGGUACGGGUCUUCUCUCUGAAGGGAAUGACCAGUAAAUUGUUUGGCUCGGAGACCCAGGAACAGAGGGAGAGCAGGCUAUCUGCCAUAGAACAGAGCAUCGAAGAGGGGGUGGAAGCAGUGAUGGAGAAGAACACCGAGUGCCGAGAUUUUGUAAGUGCUGCAUGGGAGGACAUUGAACGCUUCAAGGAGCAGAAAGACAAAGAUUUGCGUGAAGCACUAAUCAGUUACGCAAUAAUGCAGAUCAGCAUGUGUAAGAAGGGAAUCCAAGUGUGGUCCAACGCCAAGGAUUGUUUCAAUAAAAUGUGAGCUGCUUCAGACUCCGGUCACACUCUCCACCCAGGCGCCGUCUGAGGUUGCACAGAUGGGGACCAUGUACAUGUACAUUAAUUUCCUUUUUUUUUUUGUGCUAUAAUUUUGCAAGAACGUUCUAGGAGCCCAAAUACUGCCUCUGCUUUUCCUGCAACUCUUGUGAUGAUAAUUCUGUCGAUUUCUCUCUGUCUUUUCAUCGUGCACAAACAUGCUUGGAUACACAACAUUACAAAUUCAAUGCAGAAUUUAAUGAAUUUAAUUGCCUUUUAAAUUCAAGUGUCUUAACCUUUUUAUAACUCUUUUUCUUUUUUUUUUUUUUUUGCUGUUGUGAAUUUGGUACUGAAAAUCUAAAAUGUCCAUGUUUGGUACAAAAUUGACAGCACGAAAGAAAAGUUAAGUCCUGAUAGUUUCUGGUAAGCUGUAAGCUGUCAAAUCUAGUCUUGAGAAGAAGCUGCACUAACUCAUUUUGUACCGUUUUGUAUCUGAAAAUAAAACUAAUUGUUAUUUGCAAAUUUUUGCUAAACGAGAACUUAAAGAAGAAUGUUGGAGGAGAAUGCAUAUAAAAGAAUGGAGAAUGCUUAUGUUUGGGCUCAUUUGAAGUCCACUCAGACAUUUUGAAGCUGUAAGAUUGAUGUCAGUGGAUUUAAGGUCUCAGAAAAAUGGCUGAACUCUUGUUUUAGCUAAAUAAUUUAAGCUAGAAAACUCAGAGCUCUUUUCCUAAAUAGAAUGUUUAAAAAAACAAAGACACUUCAUGUAAAUGUAUUAUUUUUUUUCUUUGUCAUAUUUGCGUUGUAUUGUACUACACUAAUAAUUAAUAGCUGACCAAUAUGUUGAUCACCAAGUGCAUUUUUAAUGGUACUAAUCAAAAGGGAGCAAGCAGGGCUAAUGAUCUUUCUUUGGUUAAAGUAUUGGAUUUGAACAUGCACUCAGUCUAUAGGGAGGCCCGUAGUUCUGCAUCUUUACAGCUGAAUUUAUGGCCUUUUUUUUGGUAAACUGAUGACGCUUUGCUGCCUUUGUCAGGAUGCCUCACCAUUGGGGCUCUGCUGACUAAACGGCCUUUCCUGACGCAUUUUUCUAUUUGUCUUACAGAAAACUUCUUUUAAACAAAGUUUGUUGCCAAAUGAAUCUGACAUCUGAAUGUUGUGCUCAGCCAAACUAAUGUCGUCUUUUACAGAAUUAACAACAAAACUGAAAUCCAUGUUUUUUUCUAGUAAAAACAUCAAAUGUAAUUAUGCUGCCUGAACUCUAAUAAACAUUUUUGAUGAAG
Messenger RNA from Oryzias latipes (Japanese medaka), 2627 nucleotides. RefSeq names its product sorting nexin 4 (gene snx4). Gene Ontology annotation, molecular function: phosphatidylinositol-3-phosphate binding. Lineage: Eukaryota; Metazoa; Chordata; Actinopteri; Beloniformes; Adrianichthyidae. Gene Ontology annotation, cellular component: early endosome membrane; SNARE complex; plasma membrane. Gene Ontology annotation, biological process: protein transport; positive regulation of autophagosome assembly. The record is from RefSeq and is a predicted model, not a curated record.